CAGGUAAGCAAUUUUAGUAUGAAACGUAAGACAUAUUUCAUGAGCAACAAUAAAAUCCUUGAAGACUAUAGCUUAUUAAGUUACCGCUUGUAUUCCCUUAUAGCUGUGUUCAUUUGAAUACGUAAUAUACCAAGAUUACGUUUCUCUAUAUAUAGUUCUCUUUUCUUCUUUUUCUCUUUAAUUGUUACUUUUUUUCUUUACACUUGCAAAAAAAAAAAAUAACCCAAUGGGCAAGAGUAUAGUCAAAUUGGAAGACAACGUGAUUCCUACCAAGGAUACAAAAUUAGUUUUGGCUGAUGGUGCCAUUACAGUACCACCUAUUGCUAUCGGUGCUUGGCAAUGGGGAGAUAAGAAAGUCUGGAAUUGGACACCCGAGGCUGAAAAGGAUGCCAAAGAAGCAUUUGAUAAAGCUUUUGAACUUGGCAUUCCAUUUUAUGAUACAGCUGAGGUUUAUGGUGAUGGUGAAUCAGAAAGGGAAAUUCAAAGAUUUAGAUCGAAGUACACAGAAGAGCAACAAAAGCAAAUGGUUAUUGCUACCAAAUUCUUCCCACAUGAUGAUCGUACAAACUUCCCUGAUGUCUUGUUAUCUGCCCUCAAGGAUUCUUUAGCUCGAUUGGGUACCAUGGAUGUUGAUCUUUAUCAGAUCCAUGCUGCUAUUCAUCCUGCUGAAAUUGAAGUUGUUGGCAAUGCAUUAGCUGAUGCUUAUGAUGCUGGCCUCGUCAAGGCUGUUGGUGUUUCCAACUACAGUCUUGACGAAAUUCAACGCAUGCAUGCUGCAUUGACAAAACGAGGUGUUCCUUUGGCUUCAAACCAAAUUUCGUUUUCUUUGAUCCGCACUAUUCCCGAGAAAUCUGGUUUAAUUAAGUUGUGUCAUGAUCUUGGCAUUGCUGUCUUGGCUUAUUCUCCUCUUGGUAUGGGCAUUCUUACCGGUAAGUUUGGUGCAAAGGGACCUUGGCCAGAAGGACGUCAAAGAACAUUUAGUUCUUUGGAUACAGAACAAUUGACCAAGUUAUUGGACGUCUUGAAGAACCUAAGUGACAAAUACAACUUGCCUCAAAGUGCUAUUGCAUUGAAUUGGUGUAUUGUUAAAGGAACAAUUCCUUUAGGUGGUGCUAGAACAGCAGAGCAUGUUGAACAGAACAACCUUGCUUUGAAUUUCCGCUUGACACCUAAUGAAAUUGCAGAACUGGAUAGUCAUGCUUUUGUUGGUUCAAACAACAAGAAUUGGCAACACGGAUAAAUAAAGAAUCUUAUUUUAUUUAUUUAUUUACAAU
Gilbertella persicaria is the source of this 1274-nucleotide messenger RNA. RefSeq names its product NADP-dependent oxidoreductase domain-containing protein. Bases 227 to 1240 code for a protein of 337 amino acids. Lineage: Eukaryota; Fungi; Mucoromycota; Mucoromycetes; Mucorales; Choanephoraceae. The transcript is spliced from 5 exons. Gene Ontology annotation, cellular component: cytoplasm. The record is from RefSeq and is a predicted model, not a curated record.